Rotaria sordida is the source of this 897-nucleotide messenger RNA. The record is from the annotation of a GenBank genome assembly. NCBI's taxonomy places the organism in Eukaryota, Metazoa, Rotifera, Eurotatoria, Philodinida, Philodinidae.
AUGUCACCAACUUGUAUGAUCAGACCGAAACAGUCAAUAUAUCAACAGAAAUCAAGAUCAAAAUCUUUCAAACAUAAACCAAAACACAAAAUAGAAGGAUUCAUGACAACAUCAGAAACAAAACGAGACAAUGAUGAAUAUAUUUAUAUUGAAUUAGAUACAAAAUGCAGCUGUUUACAAUUAAAUCCUGAUGUAUCAAUUCAAUUUUCUCGUCGCUAUCUUCAAUGUCAAAGUUCAAUGCCUAUUUCUAUUCUUCGAUCAUUUAUUCAACAAAUUCUACCACAUUCUUCUAUGACACAAGUUUCAUUUUAUGAUUCAAAUAAUCAUUUAUUAAAAGAUUCAGAUUUAGUUAGUUCAUUAAAAACAACAACAUCAUUACAUAUUCCUAUACGUUUUACAUUAUUUAAUAAAAUAACAUCAUUUGGUCAUUGUUUAUGUUCAUCAUCAUCAUCAUCAUCAAUAGAAAAUAAAAAAAAUGAAUCAUUUUCAUUUAAUUCAAAUAUAAUUAAAUAUGAAACAAUUGAUAAAAUUCUUUCAACAUGUUCAAUGAUUUCAACAAGAUCUACUAUUUCACCUUGUUUAUCAUCAUCUUCGAAUGACUUAUCAAAUUCUAUAUCAUCAAUAGUUAAUCUUUUAACUCCACCAUCAUCUAAUUCAUCAUUUUUAAUUGAAAAUAUUGUUGAUACAAAUAAUAUAAAUAAUCAAACAAUAAUUGAUGAAAUAACAUCAAAAUUUGGUGAAAUUUGUCCUCCAUUACGAAAAAAAGGACGAAAUCGUUUAUCAAAAAAAUUAAUUUUAUCUUCUUAUUCAUCAAAUCUUCCACUUGAUUUAAGUCUUAAAAAACGUCCAGCAUCAUUUGACUUCUUUUCUUCACAAACAAAAUGGAUUAAAACUUAA